This is a messenger RNA of Rana temporaria (common frog), 1754 nucleotides long. RefSeq names its product fumarylacetoacetate hydrolase (gene FAH). Gene Ontology annotation, molecular function: fumarylacetoacetase activity. The record is from RefSeq and is a predicted model, not a curated record. Lineage: Eukaryota; Metazoa; Chordata; Amphibia; Anura; Ranidae. Bases 77 to 1327 code for a protein of 416 amino acids. Gene Ontology annotation, biological process: L-tyrosine catabolic process; L-phenylalanine catabolic process; homogentisate catabolic process. The transcript is spliced from 14 exons.
CUCUUUGAUCUCACACAUCUGGAGAUCACAGAAGGUUUGGAAAUCUUUGUGACACUCGUCUGUCUCUGAGCCGGUCAUGUCCUUCAUCCCUGUCCCCGCCGACUGCGACUUCCCCGUCCACAACUUACCGUACGGAGUCUUCUCCACCCAGGAUGAGCCGCGGCAUCGGAUAGGCGUGGCCAUUGGGGACCAAAUCCUGGAUCUGAGCGUCAUCGCACAUCUCUUCAAUGGGCCGUUCCUGUCGGCACACCGGGCCGUGUUUAAUGAGCCGACUCUGAAUAGUUUUAUGGCCCUCGGGCACAACGCAUGGAAGGAAGCCCGGCAAGUUCUUCAAAAGCUUCUGGCAGCGUCAGAAGCGACGCUCAGGGACAACAAGGACCUGCGUGCCAGGGCGUUUGUUUCACAAUCCAAGGCCAAACUCCACCUUCCGGCAAAUAUCGGAGAUUACACGGACUUCUAUUCCUCCAAGGAUCACGCUACUAAUGUCGGGAUAAUGUUCAGAGGGAAGGAGAACGCUCUGAUGCCAAACUGGCUGCACCUUCCAGUUGGCUACCAUGGACGGGCGUCUUCCGUCCUGAUAUCCGGGACACCAAUUCGUAGGCCAAGGGGGCAGAUUAGGCCAAGUGAUGACAAACCUCCGAUAUUUGAGGCCAGCAAACUCCUGGAUAUCGAGCUGGAGAUGGCUUUCUUUGUUGGCCCCGGGAACAAUUUAGGAGAACCAAUUCCCAUAGAGAGAGCCGAUGAGCAUAUCUUUGGCAUGGUGCUGAUGAACGAUUGGAGUGCGAGAGACAUCCAGAAAUGGGAAUAUGUUCCACUUGGACCUUUCUUGAGUAAGAACUUCGCCACGACAAUAUCUCCCUGGGUGGUGCCGAUGGAGGCUCUGAUGCCGUUUGUGCUUCCCAAUCCAAUCCAGGAUCCCGCGCCUCUCCCGUAUCUCCAGGAUAAGAGCGAUUACACGUUCAAUAUUAACUUGUCUGUCAGCCUUCAAGGGAAUGGCAUGGAGGAGCCGGCAGCUCUCUGCAGAUCUAACUUCAAGUACAUGUACUGGACUAUGAAGCAGCAGCUGGCCCAUCACACAAUAACCGGCUGUAACGCUCGUCCCGGAGAUCUGUUGGCAUCAGGAACCAUAAGUGGACCGGACCCUUCAAGCUUCGGCUCAAUGCUGGAACUGUCAUGGAGAGGAUCUAAGCCGAUCGAUCUUGGAAAUGGUCACACUCGGACAUUCUUGCGGGACGGAGACACCGUUAUUAUAACAGGUUACUGCCAAGGAGAAGGAUAUCGGGUUGGAUUUGGCGCAUGCUCAGGAACAAUUCAUCCAGCUGUAUAAAUGUUGUUGUUUUUCUAGAUUCUACCAAAUGAUAUAAAUGAAAAUGCAGAAACAUCUCUUAAGUUAAAGUAACCCGUGUCAUAAUAAUGCAGAGCGCGCCUAUUUCCUAAACCCCAAGCCCUGGAUAAAAGAUUCCAAUAUGUUUCUUUCCUAUGAUCUACAACUCCAUCUAGUGGCCAUUAGACACCUGCAUGGCCACAUUUUUUUUUAUUUUUUUCGUUUUAUUCUGUCUUUUUUUUUAUACAUUUUUCGCAUCAUUCGUUAUGAUCAAAAUUUGUUAUUUUAAAUCAAUUCGGAAAAAUUUGAAUUUGGUACGUUCCAUUCGUAUAGAUGGGGUAUUCAUUAUUUCAAUAAUUUGGAUAAAUUAUUUUUCAUUACAUUCACUAACAGGCAGCCAAAUUUAAAAGGAGAUUCAAAUACCUAUAAU